Trichosporon asahii var. asahii CBS 2479 is the source of this 768-nucleotide messenger RNA. RefSeq lists its product as uncharacterized. Lineage: Eukaryota; Fungi; Basidiomycota; Tremellomycetes; Trichosporonales; Trichosporonaceae. Gene Ontology annotation, cellular component: mitochondrion. The transcript has a single exon. The record is from RefSeq and is a predicted model, not a curated record. The coding region runs from base 1 to 768 and encodes 255 amino acids.
AUGCUUCGGCCAUCUAUCAGACUCGGCGUGCGAACAGCCCCUGGUCGCGCGAUCACGCCUCUCCCCGCGCCUCUCCGUAUCGCGCGACCAGGGACGCACCUCCGCUACAACUCUGUCAAGCCGCCAAACGUCCCCACUUCCUCAUCAGGCGAGCCCGUCGCCCCAAAAGUCAACGCGCAUCUCGACCCAAAGACACAGGAGAAGAUUGAGAAGAAGCUGGGCAGAUUGGAGAGAUAUGCCCCCGCCCUCGCCCAACUAUCCCAACGAACAGGCGUCUCCCUGCCAGCAUUAACGGGGGCGUUUUUGGUUCUGCACGAGGUCACCGCCGUCGUGCCCGUGUUUCUUGUAUAUUGGAUGCUGCAUGCUUUGGGCGUUGGGGCGGGGUUGGUCGCCUGGCUCGCCGAUACAUCGUCCUCUGCCGACUCGGCCGACUCUGCCGACUCAAGCGUUCCGGUAGACCACGAGUCGACGCAGCAACCUGCCCAGGCUCCUCAGGCUCCGCGGUGGAAACAAGUGAUCCACGGGUGGUACGAAGAGGGCGCGCGUAAAGUCGAGCGAGUCGGAAGGCGGUAUGGAACUUUCGGGUAUGAGAAGGGGAGCAAGCCUGGCGAACAACCGGAUGGCAGGGCUGAGGCGAUCGUGACCCACGACGCGGGCGCUGUGGCUGAUGCCAUUGCUGCUUAUGUUGUUGUGAAGGUGAGUCCAAGGAUCUCUACUAGCACUUCACUCCUCUUCUGUUGCGAGGCCCCCUCCAUCGGGGGUCAGUGA